Messenger RNA from Diorhabda sublineata, 521 nucleotides. Its product is annotated as tenecin-1. Gene Ontology annotation, biological process: humoral immune response; defense response to bacterium. The transcript is spliced from 2 exons. The record is from RefSeq and is a predicted model, not a curated record. The coding region runs from base 157 to 453 and encodes 98 amino acids. NCBI's taxonomy places the organism in Eukaryota, Metazoa, Arthropoda, Insecta, Coleoptera, Chrysomelidae.
UAUUUAAUGACCCACAGACCGUUCCGAGGAUAGUGUGAAUUACCGUAUCCAAUUUGUAAAGUAAAUCCCAUCGACAUGUUCACAAUGUAUAUAUAAGAUUGAAUCGUAAGAAAAUGUUAAUAGUUGUCGCAGCAAUUGAAUCGAAGAAGUAAGAAAAUGAAGACUCUAACUCUUACCAUUUUUUUAUUUACUUUAAUAGUAUGUUCUAUUUGUGUACCGAUCGAUUCAGUUGAUGAACCGGACGUUUUACCAGAAGAACCAGAACGAGAGAAUAAACAUCAAGUUUCAGUUGAUGAUAGUCAUUUACGAGUAAAAAGAUUUACUUGCGAUGUACUCAGUUUUGAAGCUGUCGGAGUAAAACUGAACGAUGCAGCUUGUGCUCUUCAUUGCGUUAAAAUUGGAAAGAGAGGAGGUUGGUGUGAUGGACACAAAGUUUGUAAUUGCAGAAAAUGAUUCCAAAGAUAUUAUAUAUUGUCGAAAAUAAUAUUUAAUCAUAAGAUAAUUAAAUAAAGAGAAAAUUA